Molecule: messenger RNA, 533 nt
Organism: Eutrema salsugineum
Lineage: Eukaryota; Viridiplantae; Streptophyta; Magnoliopsida; Brassicales; Brassicaceae
Exons: 1
Coding region: 82-351 (89 amino acids)
Source: RefSeq, a predicted model, not a curated record
UUACCACCGUCUCCUCUCCUUCCCUAUAAGAAUGCACAGUGGCAUGACUCUGUCGUAGACUAGAGACUAGAGAGAGAGAGGAUGGGAGUGAUGAAGAAGUGGGCGUCGCUGAAGAAGAAGAAGCAUCAGCAGCAGCAAGAUGGGGAACAAGUGACGGCCAAAGAAACACAGACAUGGCGGCGAUUAAAGAAUCUGUUUUCAACGUCGUCGUCGUUUAAGUGGAAGUCAGUGGAGAUAUUGCAGACGGAGAUAGUGGACGGAGUAGUUUUCAAGGUGUUGUAUGUAGUCGAAGCUCUCGUUCUCGUUUCAACUCUCUGCUUCUUCUACCUCUGUUGUGGAUGCCACAUCUAAUUCUUUUCUUCUUCUUUUUCAAUUAUUUUUUUGGAUUCAUCAUACAUCUUUUCUCUCUUUCGUAUUUUUAGUUUUAGUCUCAAUUUUUUACACAUAAGCUUAUAUGUAAUUUGAUGUUUCCAUUAGUAGAUUUAUGUAGUUCUACAGAAUAAAUUUGAGAUUAUAAUAUUUUUAAGUUUCGA